Messenger RNA from Drosophila melanogaster (fruit fly), 1321 nucleotides. It is a transcript of the gene RpL23A, whose product is annotated as ribosomal protein L23A. The transcript has 7 exons. Gene Ontology annotation, cellular component: ribosome. Lineage: Eukaryota; Metazoa; Arthropoda; Insecta; Diptera; Drosophilidae. The record is from RefSeq and is marked reviewed. Gene Ontology annotation, biological process: translation. Gene Ontology annotation, molecular function: rRNA binding; structural constituent of ribosome. Bases 29 to 862 code for a protein of 277 amino acids.
UUCCUUUUCAUUUCUUUUUCUCGUAGAAAUGCCACCCAAAAAGCCAACCGAGAAAUCCGCCAAGCCUGGCGACAAGAAGCCAGAGCAGAAGAAGACUGCUGCGGCUCCCGCUGCCGGCAAGAAGGAGGCUGCUCCCUCGGCUGCCAAGCCAGCUGCCGCUGCGCCCAAGAAGGCUGCUGCCCCAGCGGCUAAGAAGGCUGCUCCGGCCGCCAAGAAGCCAGCGACCGCCGGUGCUGCUGCCAAGAAGCCCGCGGCCGUAAAGACGACCGCGGCCGCCAAGGCCAAGAGCAAGGAUGCCAAGAAGAAGGUCCUCGCCGGCAAGAAGCCCCAGUCCGUGCUGGCCAAGCUCUCUGCCAAGGCUCGCGCGGCCGCCAAGGCCAAGAAGGGCGUGAAGCCCGUGACCAAGCCCGCCAAGGGAACCGCCAAGGCCAAGGCUGUGGCUCUGCUGAACGCCAAGAAGGUCCAGAAGAAGAUCAUCAAGGGCGCCUUCGGCACCCGUGCCCGCAAGAUCCGCACCAACGUGCACUUCCGUCGGCCAACCACCCUGAAGCUGCCCAGGAGUCCCAAGUACCCCAGGAAAUCGGUGCCCACCAGGAACCGCAUGGACGCGUACAACAUCAUCAAGUACCCACUGACCACCGAGGCGGCCAUGAAGAAGAUCGAGGACAACAACACCCUGGUCUUCCUCACACACCUGCGCGCCAACAAGAACCACGUGCGUGCCGCAGUGCGCAAGCUCUACGACAUCAAGGUGGCCAAGGUGAACGUGCUCAUCCGGCCCGAUGGCCAGAAGAAGGCCUAUGUGCGCCUGGCGCGCGACUACGACGCCCUGGACAUUGCCAACAAGAUCGGCAUCAUAUAAGCGCUGCAAUCUGCGGUAACGUGUGGAAUGGGCAUCGCGUUCUACAUUUUAUAUGUAGAUUCUUUUCUAUAAACAAAGUAAUGCUAAGCUGACACGGUAGAGCGAGGAUGAACGUUUCAAAGUUGUCUGGGUUUAAUAAAACCACUCAAAAACUAAGUGUGGGUUUUCAAUGUGGGCUCAAUGGGUUCUGAGUUUCUUUCAGUUUUCUCUUUCAGAUUGGAUACUUCAGGUUUUAGCGCUCUAAAUUGGCUGUCUUUAAAUGGGAAGCUUAACUUGCUAAACGAAGAGUUUUCAAUCUGGCUCGUAUCUGGAUCCUUGGAUAUGAAAUUCUUCAAGUUGCGCCAUUGUUUCCCGAUUCUCUGGACUAACUUCUUAUAAGAAGUGGCCCGAUUAAUGGAUUAAUGAGUUAAUUCUUAAAGUACAUUUAAUUGAAAUAUAUAUAGAAAUAAAACAGAAUCC